This is a messenger RNA of Myxocyprinus asiaticus (Chinese sucker), 4375 nucleotides long. It is a transcript of the gene uba1, whose product is annotated as ubiquitin-like modifier activating enzyme 1. The coding region runs from base 259 to 3432 and encodes 1057 amino acids. The record is from RefSeq and is a predicted model, not a curated record. Gene Ontology annotation, cellular component: nucleus; cytoplasm. Lineage: Eukaryota; Metazoa; Chordata; Actinopteri; Cypriniformes; Catostomidae. Gene Ontology annotation, molecular function: ubiquitin activating enzyme activity. Gene Ontology annotation, biological process: DNA damage response; protein ubiquitination; ubiquitin-dependent protein catabolic process. The transcript has 26 exons.
AGCUGCCAUUUUGGUUUUGUUCCGUUCGCUGAAGUAAAACCAGAAACGCGAUACGGACAGCGAGCAGCCUGGACGACACAGUGACUCGGCAGGAUAGUAAAGGGGGGCUUACUCACAGCAUCUCGGCAAGCGCUGUUCGUGUUGUCGCAGCUCGUUUUCUCCUCGUCAUCUAAAUCAGUCCGCAAUCUGCUCCAUCUAAGUUAGUUUCACACGCGGAGCGGUUUGCUGACACUGAGAGUGGACUGUGAAGGAUUAUUGAUGUCCAGCUCGCCGCUGUCCAAGAAGCGUUGCGUGUCAGGAUCAGAGACGAAGACGGGAUCCCACUUCUCCUCUAACGCCGUCAAAACCGAACUGUCACACACACCAGCUAACGGCAUGGCGAAAAAUGGAAAUGAUGCUGAGAUCGACGAAGGCUUGUACUCCAGACAGCUGUACGUACUGGGCCAUGAUGCUAUGAAGCGCAUGCAGAACUCCAAUGUACUUGUCUCGGGACUGCGAGGUUUGGGUGUAGAGAUGGCAAAGAAUAUCAUUCUGGGUGGUGUCAAGACUGUCACCCUGCACGACCAGGGUGUGACCGAGUGGAUGGACCUUUCAUCACAGUUUUAUCUGCGUGAGGAGGAUCUGGGGAAGAACCGUGCGGAGGUCAGCCAGACUCGACUGGCAGAACUGAACAGCUAUGUUUCUGUAACCUCCUACACUGGUGCCCUCACCAACGAAUACCUGACCCAGUUUCAGGUUGUUGUGCUCACGAACUCUAGCCUCGAUGAGCAGGCACACAUUGGAGAGUUCUGCCACAAUAAUGGCAUCAAGUUGAUCGUGGCUGACACACGUGGGCUGUUUGGGCAACUGUUCUGUGAUUUUGGGGAGGAAAUGGUGGUGUUUGACACCAAUGGAGAGCAGCCACUGAGCGCAAUGAUCUCAAUGAUUACAAAGGACAGUGCUGGUGUCGUUACGUGUCUGGAUGAAGCACGGCAUGGAUUUGAGAGCGGAGACUACGUCACUUUCACGGAAGUGCAGGGCAUGACGGAGCUUAAUGGCUGUGAGCCAGUAGAGAUCAAAACACUGGGUCCUUACACCUUCAGCAUCUGUGACACCAGCUCUUUCUCUGACUACGUGAGAGGAGGCAUUGUCACACAAGUCAAGAUGCCUAAGAAGAUUUCCUUUAAAUCACUGCCCUCCUCCAUGACCGAACCAGAGUUCAUGAUGACUGACUUUGCUAAAUUUGAUCAUCCAGGCCAACUGCAUUUGGGCUUUCAGGCAUUGCAUGCUUUUGAGAAGAAGCACACUCGUCUACCAAAGCCCUGGAGCCAGUCGGAUGCAGAUGAGCUUGUGACUCUGGCUGAAGAGGUGAACUCUGCACAGAACGGAUCUGCCAAGCAGGAGCAGCUGGACCAUGCACUUAUCAAAAAGCUGUCCUGCGUGGCUGCUGGAGAUCUGGCCCCUGUUAAUGCCUUUAUUGGUGGACUUGCUGCCCAGGAGGUUAUGAAGGCUUGCACAGGGAAGUUUAUGCCCAUUAUGCAGUGGCUGUAUUUUGAUGCUGUGGAGUGUUUACCUGAGGCUGAGGGAACUGUUCUUACAGAGGAAGAGUGUGCACCUACAAACUGUCGAUAUGAUGGCCAGAUUGCUGUCUUUGGGUCCAAGGUGCAGGAGCUGUUAGCCAAACAGCGGUAUUUUCUGGUUGGUGCUGGAGCCAUUGGCUGUGAGCUCCUGAAAAAUUUUGCCAUGAUGGGCCUGGCCAGCGGUGAUGGGGAAGUCAUAGUCACUGACAUGGACACCAUAGAAAAGUCAAACCUCAAUCGACAGUUCCUCUUCAGGCCCUGGGAUGUCACGAAGAUGAAGAGUGAGACUGCCGCUGCAGCUGUGAAGCAGAUGAACCCGUCCAUCCGCAUCACAGGCCAUCAGAACCGUGUAGGGCCUGACACAGAGAAAGUCUAUGAUGACGACUUUUUUGAGACCCUAGAUGGAGUGGCAAAUGCUCUUGAUAAUGUAGAUGCCCGCAUGUAUAUGGACCGGAGGUGUGUGUACUACCGUAAGCCAUUGCUGGAGUCUGGUACUCUAGGCACCAAGGGGAAUGUGCAGGUGGUCAUCCCUUUCAUCACAGAGUCAUACAGCUCCAGCCAGGAUCCACCAGAGAAGUCUAUUCCAAUUUGCACACUCAAAAACUUUCCAAACGCCAUUGAACACACUCUCCAGUGGGCUCGUGAUGAGUUUGAGGGUCUCUUCAAACAGCCAGCUGAAAACGCCUUGCAGUAUCUAACAGACCCAAAGUUCAUGGAGCGCACUCUGAAGCUGCCUGGAGCUCAGCCUUUGGAGGUGCUUGAGGCAGUAUACAAGAGCCUGGUGACAGAUUUUCCUCACAGCUGGGAGGACUGUGUUGCUUGGGCCCGCAACCACUGGCAAUGCCAAUAUAACAACAACAUCCGUCAGCUAUUACACAACUUCCCUCCAGACCAGCUUACAAGCUCUGGGGCACAAUUCUGGUCUGGUCCAAAAAGAUGUCCUCAUCCAUUAGAAUUCAGCACUAACAAUGAUCUUCACAUGGACUACGUUAUGGCAGCUGCUAACUUAUGCGCCCAGUCAUAUGGCCUGCAGGGCUCCACAGACCGCACAGCUCUGGCCAAGCUGUUGCAAAGUAUUAAAGUGCCUGAGUUCACACCCAAGUCAGGUGUCAAAAUCCACGUGUCUGAUCAGGAGCUGCAGAGUGCCCAUGCAUCAGUCGAUGACUCCAGGCUUGAAGAACUCAAGAAACUGUUGCCUGCCUUAGAAGCAUCUUCUCAGUUCAAACUCUGUCCCAUAGAAUUUGAAAAGGACGAUGACACAAAUUUCCAUAUGGACUUCAUUGUAGCAGCUUCUAAUCUGAGAGCAGAGAAUUAUGACAUUUCUCCUGCAGAUAGACACAAGAGCAAACUCAUUGCUGGAAAAAUCAUUCCUGCCAUCGCCACAACGACAGCUGCUGUCGUAGGUUUGGUUUGUCUGGAGCUGCUGAAGAUUGUUCAGGGGCACAAGAAGCUUGAGUCAUACAAGAACGGCUUCAUGAACCUUGCUCUACCUUUCUUUGCCUUCUCUGAGCCUAUUGCUGUCCCCAAGCAAAAGUACUACGACAACGAAUGGACGCUUUGGGACCGUUUUGAGGUAAAGGGCAUUCAGCCAAAUGGAGAGGAAAUGACACUCCGACAGUUCUUGGACUAUUUUAAGAAUGAACAGAAACUGGAGAUAACUAUGCUCUCUCAGGGAGUUUCCAUGCUCUACUCUUUCUUCAUGCCUGCGGCCAAGCUUAAAGAAAGGCUGGACCUGCCGAUGACUGAGAUCGUGACCAAGGUGUCCAAGAAGAAACUGGGGAAACAUGUUAAAGCACUAGUUUUUGAGCUCUGCUGUAACGAUGACACAGAAGAGGAUGUAGAGGUGCCCUAUGUCAGAUACACCAUCCGCUGAGAGGGUUCUUGGGGUGGAGAGGGACAGGUUGGUGGAGGGAGAGGGGACCCACUGGGGAUGUGGCGCUAAAUGGAGAGUAUCAGUAUGCUUGGAGAGCCCAAAGAGAAAUCAACAGGAAUGGGAGUAAUUAUUUUUUAAACCAGUUAUUGGAUGAUAUAAGUAUUAUCCUUAACCUAGAUCUCAAACAACCCUCUUCCCUAUUAGCUGAGCACUUCAGGGUAUGAUUAAAAUUUUAAUUCUAUCUUGAAAAAGCUGGUUAACUUCAGGAAUGGACAAUACAUGUUGAUGGGGUGCAUGUGAUAUAUUUGGCUGUAACUUAUUGAAGCUGAUUGUUCUAACACAAAGCUUCAGUGAAUGAAUUUCUGUAUACUGCCCAUCACUGUAUACUUAUUUUUUUAUUUAUUUUUUUUUACACUGCUCUGUUCCUGCCCUCAUGAUAUAUUUGUGGGCACCAUCUUGCUUUGCAAUUGAAAGUUAUCUCUGAACAUGUUGAUUGGAAUAAUAAUUGGAAAAAUAUGAAUGCCAAAAACUGGAGGCAAAAAAACUGUUAAUUGCUUAAAUUUUAUUUUCAAAUCACUGCCUUGGCUUGUCACUUUAAAUGCUGAUGUAGUGCUCUUAUUGGCCAAGUUGCCAAAGCAAGUUGGUCCACUGAUUAAACUCCUGCUCUCCCAUAGGCCCAGUGGGAAUAUCCCUUUGCCAAUCUGGCUUCAAUAAGGGUUGGGGAUCAGGAAAUUGCACAUAACUUUUUUCCUUUUUUAUUUUUAUUUCUGGCAGACUUCUGGUGUACACCUUGUAGAACAUAAACCCUGUAUUCUUUCUACUGUGUUAAACUCAAGAAAAAAAAAAAAGAAAAAAAAAACAUUACAGUAAAAAGGUGAUUUUAAUCUGUAAUGGGAGCACUUAGUAUGUUAGUGAAUAAAGUUGAAAAAGUUUUCUUGCUUUA